Molecule: messenger RNA, 802 nt
Organism: Habropoda laboriosa
Lineage: Eukaryota; Metazoa; Arthropoda; Insecta; Hymenoptera; Apidae
Gene: Archease
Product: protein archease-like
Exons: 4
Coding region: 31-498 (155 amino acids)
Biological process (GO): tRNA splicing, via endonucleolytic cleavage and ligation
Cellular component (GO): tRNA-splicing ligase complex
Source: RefSeq, a predicted model, not a curated record
UCACGAACGUGACAUCAGCUGUGCGCAAUCAUGGACGCGUUGAGCGAAGAAGAUUUUGUAAUACCUACUCCUAAAUAUGAAUAUUUAGACCACACAGCAGACGUGCAAUUACACGCAUGGGGUGAAACCAUGCAAGAGGCUUUCGAGCAAUGUGCGAUGGCCAUGUUUGGGUACAUGACGGAUUUAGAGUGGGUUGAAAUGACACAGGUACACCACAUAGAAGCAGAAGGACACGACAUGGAAAGUCUUCUUUUCCAUUUCCUCGAUGAAUUAUUGUUUAUGUUUAGUGCCGAGCCGUUUCUCGUUGCAAAGAAAGUGAAGAUCACUAAAUUCGACGUCGAAAAUUUCAAGAUCACCGCGAUAGCGAUAGGAGAAGAAUUCAUGAUCCGCAAACAUACGCAAAACGCAGAGGUGAAAGCGAUCACGUAUUCGGCCAUGCAGAUUGUCGAUCGUCCAGAGAUGCAUCGUCCCGAAGUUUUCGUGAUCGUAGACAUAUAAACAUUUUGGGCCCGUUUCAGCGUCCCGUUUGAUUCUUGGACCGUCCAUGGAGCUUGCCUUGGGUUAAUACUUGAAACACAAAAGUGGGGAUGAUCACAUGGAUGUAGGAGCAAGAAGGGCGGGUAUAUACCUCCCUUACAUCCUACGUAGGGUACGAUCCUUUUGUAGUUGCGUAGGGUUCAAAUAAAUACGUUACGAAGAAAACACCGGGAUCCCUUCUUGGCGACCUACAUCAGGUACGUAUGAACGUAUCAGGGAACCCUGCAACUUGUCGCGAAUACAGCUCAAGAAUGACUUCGUGGCA